AUGGGAAAGAAUGCUGAGAAAAAGCACGAGGCGCAGCAGUUGCUGCCAAAAAACAACGCGAACGUGAUCGCCAAAUAUCGAGGACGUCUGAAACCACGCCAAUCGCCCGUGUUCCAGAGGAAUGCCUCCGACCCGGAAGAAUUUGAUUUUGAUGCUGGACAAACAUGGAUUUACCCCACCAACCUCCCUGUUCGAGAUUACCAAUUUUCCAUUGUGAAGGAAGCCCUGUUUAAGAACACUUUGGUCGUCCUUCCAACAGGUCUGGGGAAAACGUUCAUUGCUGCUGUGGUUAUGUUCAAUAUUUACCGUUGGUACCCCAAGGGGAAAAUUGUCUUCAUGGCACCCACAAGGCCUCUGGUUGCCCAACAAAUUGAGGCAUGCUUCAAAGUGACUGGAAUACCACAAGAAGAUACAACACAAAUGACAGGAACUAAUGUGUCAGAGCAGAGAAAGCUGAUGUGGCAGAAGAAACGAGUCUUCUUUCUGACUCCACAAGUUCUGGCCAAUGAUUUGGUUCGAAAUAUAUGCCCUGCAGCAAGCAUAAAAUGUGUUGUUGUAGAUGAAGCUCACAAAGCUUUAGGAAACCAUUCCUACUGUCAGGUGAUUCGAGAGUUAUGUUCAUUCACUACCAAUUUUCGAGUGUUGGCACUGACUGCAACUCCAGGAAGUGAAACUCAGUCAGUGAAACAAGUUCUUUCAAACCUCCUAAUUUCGCACGUUGAAAUGCGAACAGAAGACAGUGAGGACGUGAAGCAGUAUUCCCACAUCCGAGAUACGGAGAAAAUAGUUGUUCCCCUGGGAGAAGCACUGAGUAAUUUGAAAGGCAAAUUUCUUGAUAUCAUCCAUAACUAUUUGAAGCGUUUACAGCGUAGAAAUGCAAUGGGUCCCAAGAAUCCAUCGUCCCUGUCGAAAUUCCAGAUGCUUAAGCUCCGAGAAGCUUUCAGCCAGCAACCACCUUCAGCCAUCUCUCGACAUGAAUAUGGUCUCAUUAUGGCAGAUUUCUCACUCUGCAUCAGCCUCUAUCAUGCUUUUGAGCUUCUCUUGCUCCAUGGGACUCGUUCCUUUUAUAACUUUUUAAUUGGUAUUGUAAAUGGGGAAAAAUCUAUACCUCAUGCUCGAUCCGAGCUAUCAAAGAAUUUUUGUUUUGAAGAAGUAAUGCAAGAAAUUAAAGAAAAGUACAUUGGUGACUCUGUAGGGACAUCACAUGUGAGUGCAUUGUUUUUAAGGUUACUUCCAAGUCAUCCAAAAUUAGUAAAAUUACAAGAAAUUGUGCUUGAACAUUUCAGAGUCCUCGAAGCAGAUAAUGUGCAGCAAACAAGGGUUAUGAUCUUUUCCCAGUACAGGGACAGUGUCCAGGAGAUAACAGAGCUACUGAGCAGGCAUGAGCCUGUGAUCAAAGUGAUGAGCUUUCUUGGACAGGCUGCAAAAGUUGGCUCUAGCACUGCUUUCACCCAGAAGCUGCAGCUACAGGUUAUUGAAAAGUUUCGUACAGGAGGCUACAAUACUCUAGUUGCUACCUGUGUGGGAGAAGAAGGUCUGGAUAUUGGAGAAGUGGAUCUGAUAGUGUGUUAUGAUUGUCCAAAAUCCCCCAUUCGACUAGUGCAGCGCAUGGGUCGCACGGGGAGGUUUAGGAAGGGACGAAUCAUUAUUCUGUUAUCAGAAGGCAAAGAAGAGCAGACAUACAAAACAUGUGAGUAUCAGAAGAAGAGCAUUAAUCAGGCCAUCAAGAAGGGGUUCUCAGGUGCCCAGCUGUAUCAAAACAACCCUUCUCUGGUUCCAAAUGGGGUGAAACCCGUCUGCGUGAAGAAGAAUGUGGAGAUUGAGGUGAAGAAGAUACCUACCAAGAAAAAACAAAACAAAGCAACUGCAUACCUGAAUGAAGAAGAAAAAACAGAGUAUGAUGCAUGCUUUAAGGUGCCUCAAAAUGAUCAACCACUACUGCCGUCAUCAGAAAUGGUCUCUUUAAAGCCCCAAAAACAGGUUUUACAGAGUGGUUCUUCUCUUCAUCAGCAAAAUGACUCGCAACUUUCAUUUUCUAAAUGGAUCCUAUGGCAAACAACUCCACAGAGGACUCAUUUCGUUUCACACUCAAGGCAGACGUCCACCCUUGUUGAAAUUAUGGAACUAAUUGAAACAAGUUCAGAAAAUAUUCCAAAGUUCGACUUGUCGCCCAAGAUGUUGGAUAAAUUGUAUCCCACAAAGAAAUGUGGAACAGGAGUAUACAAUGGUUCAAACUCGAAUAAUGUGCCUUUGUAUGACUAUGAAAACAUGUUACUUGAAGAAGACUCAGAUGUUAUUUGUCUAGGGUCUGAACAAAACUCGUUGCUUGAGCAAGAAGUCAUUCAAAGAACAUCUUUCUCUUUGAAUAGUGAGAAAUUCAGCCCCAAAGACAAUUUACUGAAAAGAUUAUUUGUAUUCGACAGUUUAGAGGCUUGUGAAGCAAUUUCUUUCGACCUAGAUUUUGAUUUUCCGGAUGAAAUCUUAGAGUCUUCUAAAGUUCCUAAUUUUGAUCAUGGAAAGACUGCAACUUCACCAUCAUGCCUAGCAAGAGAAACCAAGACACCUCAGGUGGAUAAUACUUUGAAAACCAAUAAUUCAAAAGAUGUUUCAACAAUCCUAAAGCAGUUUUCAAGCUCAAAACAAGAUAAUUCACCCAAUCUUGAUACCUCUUUUUCCCAAACCUUAAAAGUUAAAAAAGUUGUUAUGGAAAAUGAUGUUGUGUGCACUAGCUCCUUCAGAGCAGAAAAGAAUCAAGAUUUUUGUGUCAAUGAGUUUGACAAUCCCAAAAGUUCUGAAAUAAAUAUUUUUUCUAGUACAAAUCCAUACAAAUCAGCUUUUGGUUCUUCAUUUAAUAAUGAUUGUAAGAAAAGGACGUUAAAUACUUCUGUUGGCGCUACCCAGUGUACAUUAACUCAAUUAGUGGACAUGAUUAACAGCACUGGCCAUUUAGAGAAAAAUAACCAAAUAUUGGAGAGUGAAGCACUUUCUGAAAGUCCAAAGUCAAAUGCUCCUAGUAGUUCUGAUGAUGAAAUAGCUCCCACUCCACCUAAAAAUAGUCAAAAGUUACAACGAAUCAUCAAAAGUGUCCCUAACUUUGACUGUAGGCAUCUUUUAAAGAGGUCGACAUCCGUAUCGGAAUGUUCUUCUAAAGAUGAAAAGCCUCAAAAAUCCGAAACUGAAGUUGGUCAUGGUUCUCUUCCUCAACUCCCUUCAGUCUUUGAAUGUAACAAUGAUGAAAAAUUUUCAAACAAUGAGCAGGAUAAGCUACCAGCCAUAAAAGAAGCAGAUCUGGGGGCAACACAAAAGUUAGAGUUUGAUAUCUCGUUUGACUUUUUCACCUCACCUCUUCCUUCAGAGGCAGAUUGUCUUCAGGAGAACAUUUGUGAUAACACAAAAUCUGAAGUAUUUCCACAAACAUUUCAUAAAUCAGAAUUGCAGUGCCUUAAUGAGCCAAAUGUAAUGAGUCCAGAAAGUAAUGAUAAUACAACUAUUAGACCUGGUGUUGUUCAACAAGUAAGAAAAGAGGAAUCAUUGCGUGCUCUAUCCACAGAAGACAAUUCUCCAGAAGUUCCAAAUGCUUUUCCAGAGUCUGAUGCCGAAGAAUAUAAUUUGGACAAUUUACCUUCACAAAGCAUUUUGCAGUCUUCUACAAUAGGUAGUCCAGUCAAAAAUUGUUUCCCUAAAAGGAAUUUGUCUCGGGAAAAUAUUCUUGAUGACAGCUUAUUUAAAGUACCAGAGCCAAGAGCCUUUCUGGCCUCCUCAAGGAUUUGCAAGGAUUCUGUGUCGAGUGUAACUAAUAACAUUAAAGAAUUGGUGCCAGACAUUCCUUCUAGUUCUAAAAGAAGGUUCAUCGACAACGAUGAUUCAGAUGAUGAUUUCCAGUUCGUGAAAAAGUUGAAAACAACCAGCUCAAAAAGUGAUGAUAGUCAUAGUGACAAAAAAGUCAAUUCAAAAAGUGCCAAAAGUAAAAAGAGGAAGAGGAAUAAGUUUCUUCUCACUCAGGCUGAUGUUUCGGAGCCAGACAGUUCUGAGGAAGAAUUCAGUGCAAAUGAAGACAUGUUAGAUGACAGUUUUAUAGAUGAUGGUACACUUUCCCAACAAAAUGAUACUGAUCAACAUGCUUUGUAUCUGAGGUCAAUAAAAGGUUUUGCUGGCUUGCCGCAAAAUUAUAAACUAAAAUUUCUUGAACCUCGAAAUGACAGUGGUGCUACAGAAACUAUUUAUGACGACUCCAACUAUGAGUUUGAUAGCUUUUGCGUUGGCGAUAAUGAUGUUGAAUAUCUUAGUUCUGAGAAUGACAAAACACCUGAAAGAAGAAAGACUGGUAUGAAAAGAUUUAAACGUAUUCGUACAAUGGACUCUAGCAGCUCAAAUGAUGAAACAUCUCCGAAGAAAAGUUUUAAACUUACCGGUGGUGAGGAACGGUGUUUUAAUGAUGAUAGUGUGACAAGUAAAAAUAUUUCAAACACAUUAAGAAGAUCAGCAAAAGGUGCAGAAAACCCUCAAGAAAAUUCUGUGAACAAAGCAAUGGAAAAAUGCAUUUACAGUGAAAAAUUUUCAUCAAAAUUAGCAAGGAAGGUGUUUCUGAAUAAAACUGCUGCGGUUGUCCGCAAUAAUACAGCGCCUCAGAAUGCCGCAGCUUCCAACAUGUUUCCUGAUUACUGCCGAAAUAUUCAAAACAAUGUAACAUAUAAUGACAACCAUUCCAUUCCUCCAGAAUUUGCAGAUGAAGUAAUGUGUUUUGAUUUAGAAAAUUUAGAUGAGAAUUUAUCUGAAUUUGAAGGUAUUGAGAGUUUUGGCGCUGAAAAAAACAAUCAGGAAGAGCGAAAAUUUGCAAUGGAUAAGAUAAAUGUAAAUGAAGAUGUUCCCCAUAAAGAUUCAGAUGAAGUAAUGUGCUUUGAUUUGGAGAAUUUGUCUGAGUUUGAAGAUAUUGAGCACUUUGCCAUUGAGAAAAACAAACAAGGGAAAAGAGAAAUAUCAAAAAAUCAGAUCAACGUCAAAUCCAGCAAAAAAAAACUCUUCAGUGAAGAUGCUCUUCAUAAAGAUACUGAUGAAGUAAUGUGCUUUGAUUUAGAAAACUUUGAUGAGAAUAUAUUGGAUUUAAGAAAUAGUGAAAGUUUUGGUACUGAAAGAAACCAACAAUUGGAAAAAGAAGCUCCUGUCAAAUUCACUGAAAAAGAGAAGUGUGGAGGUGUAGUUCAUAAAGACGACAGUGAAGCAAACAAAAGAAACCCAAACUCUGCCCUUGAAAAUUGCAAUGAAGUUCCUUUUGACGAUGUGUGGAAUCAUCCAGCUAGUUUUUGCUUUGGAUUUGAUGAAGCUGCUGACAGUGCUGUGGCUUCGAAGAGUACCACUGAAAGUAAAAAUAAUCCCCGAAACAUUCCAAUUCUCGUUGAUUCUCGUGAACUCGCUUCCGGUAAACCAGUCAUUUCCCUCUUGAGGAAUAAAUUCGGAAUCAAUCCAGUGGUGAUGCACUUAACUUCCGCUGAUUACGUAAUCAGCAGCAGACUGGCCAUCGAAAGGGUUCUCGAUUCAGAAUUUUUGAAUCAGCAAAUGCCGCCGAGGAUCAUUGAGAAAAUUAAGAUCAUGCAAGAGAUGUACGAGAAAAUAACUGUCGUCAUCGAAAAAGAUAACCGCAAGCAGAGGUUGAGCUUCAGCAAGAAUGACACUAAAUACCUCAGCUUUUCUCUGAAUGUUUGUUGGCACGAGAACACAAACAUCUUGUGUUCCAUUUCACCUGAACACACCGCCGAGUUGCUGUUCAGCCUUGUCCAGAAAGAAAUGAAAAGGAAUCUCCACAUUAGCGUGCCGACUGUAAUAAACUCCCGUAAUCAAGACCUUUAUAACUUUUAUUCCAGUUUUCCUCUAGUCAGUCCCAUCUGUGCCUUCAACUUCAUGUACAAUUUUCCUGUUUUAAGAAUGUUUUUUGAGAGCUCUGCUCACGAAAUCAAGAAAGCUGGUUUGAUAUCAAGCAAAAGAGCUUUGAAAAUCUUUAAUUAUUUAAGGAGUGAGUACUUCCAUAUUGAUUCCUAAUUAUUGGUAUCAAAAAUGUGAAAUUCAAAUGAAACAAUCAAGAUAAUGCAUUAGAAA
This is a messenger RNA of Uloborus diversus, 6090 nucleotides long. Its product is annotated as Fanconi anemia group M protein-like. Bases 1 to 6033 code for a protein of 2010 amino acids. Lineage: Eukaryota; Metazoa; Arthropoda; Arachnida; Araneae; Uloboridae. The transcript has 15 exons. Gene Ontology annotation, biological process: interstrand cross-link repair; double-strand break repair via synthesis-dependent strand annealing; replication fork reversal. The record is from RefSeq and is a predicted model, not a curated record. Gene Ontology annotation, molecular function: ATP binding; nuclease activity; 3'-5' DNA helicase activity.